AUGUCCCGACCAUCAACCCAGCCGACCAGGGAGCCAUCAAGUACCGCCGCCCUCCCUCCUCCAGCCAUGACGGAGACUCAGAAGCUCCCCAAUUUUCCCUUGCCUCUGGAUUCUUACCGUCGAGUCCCUCAGCCCAUCCACCUUCCGCCGCUGAGCAUCCCGUCGACAUCUGCACGACAUGACUACUACCAUGAGUCCUUGGCGAGGCAUUCCCUCCCUCCAAUACAGUCGGGAUAUCCGCCCAGAGGGCCUCCACGAUUGCCUCCAACUUCAGCGGCGGUACCCGCUGAGAAGUUGGUGACCUCGCACCCAUAUACACCCCCAAGAUCGGAUCCCCCAUACUCACCCCAAUAUUAUGGCCCGCCACUGUCUCCUCGUUCGGAGUACGAGAGCCGGCUGCAUCAGUCGCGAUUGGCGGAAAGAUACGACAGGUACCCAACGGACGACUCGCGGUCCAUGAGCCAAGACUCAUCAUUCGUAUCUUCAGCCGAUUCUACACAAAGGGGUCAAUAUGCUCCACUUCCGUCACCCAGCUACACUUCUGGCUACCCGCCCAGUAACGUGCCCUACAGAGGAUCGAGUGGCAUGCAGCACAGCUCUGGUGGUCCUGUUUUUGCUUCCUCGAACUACGGUGAGCCUGCAGCUGCCGGUCCGAGCAACAUGCUCGCUGCGCACGGGGCGUCGCAACAAGCCCAGCCGCGAGACAGCUCAGAACUUCACUACGAGCUUCGAGUUCGACAGCAGCCCAUAGCCGCACGCGCCUGUGGAUUCGGAGAGCGGGACCGCAGGGUGAUAGACCCACCUCCGAUUGUCCAGCUCGUUGCAACGGACCCGAGAACUGGCAGACUAGACAACGACGAGAUGCGGUACUCUUUGAACGUUGUACAUUGCACAUUGUGGAACGCGGAUGCCACGCAGGAGGAGACGGCGUUGGUUCAACCAGACCGACCUACUACGCGGAGAUUGAUGGGCCAACUGGUAGCAUCGCCGUCAGUCGCCAAAGACGAACAUGACGUGGAGGGCUGCUUCUUCUGCUUUCCAGAUCUGUCGUGCCGGACCCAUGGCAGAUACCGCCUGCGGUUCGUGCUCAUGCGGAUAGAUCCGCUGAAUCUGCAUGUCGGUGGCUUCACACCGAUUCUGGCAGAAGUCUUAAGCGAUGUUUUCACCGUCUACACGGCCAAGGACUUCCCAGGCAUGCGCUCGAGCAGCGCUCUGACGAGGGCGCUGAAGCUCCAAGGCUGCAACAUACAGGUUAAGAAAGGCAAUGAUAAGUCUUUCGUGAGGAAGCGCACGACUUCCGGGGAAGAAUAG
This is a messenger RNA of Coniosporium apollinis CBS 100218, 1311 nucleotides long. RefSeq lists its product as uncharacterized. The transcript is spliced from 2 exons. The record is from RefSeq and is a predicted model, not a curated record. The coding region runs from base 1 to 1311 and encodes 436 amino acids. Lineage: Eukaryota; Fungi; Ascomycota; Dothideomycetes.